AUGGAGACCUCAUCAUCAGGAGAAUCAACGCCAAAGAGGCAUUCCAGGCAUGGGUCAUCAGGCAGAGCUCUCCCCAGACGCUCAACCCGUGGUCCCCUUGACAUCGGCGAUGCCCCAAUACCAGUCCCUUCACCCACCUCCACCGGGCACUCCCUCCCACACCAAUCCUCCUCCCUCCUCUCACCCUCAACCUCUCAAUACAUGACCCCCCGCCUCCCCUCUCCACAACCAGGCUCCAACCUCUCCACCCUAACCUCCCCCUCCUUCCGCACCGCCCACUCAACACUCUCCCAAAACCCCCUUUCCCCCUCCCGGUCCCCAUCUUUAGCGCCAACGAAGAACUUCUCCUUUCUGCUCCGCCCUGAGAUCUACCACCCGCUCACACUUCUCGACGUCCCACCUCCUUUCCGAGUCUCAAGUCUGCAACCAGACCCUGCGACACCCCUCCCUGAUCUCGUUGGCUCUGGGAAUUUCCGCAGUGCAGCGAUUAAGGCGGCUCAACUUCUUACCUCGCCGGAUCUCAGCCCGAGCUUGCCAGCCGAUAUAGCAACGAUCUUUGACUUGAUCUACACGCGGUUGUCCUGCUUGACGCUGUGUGGACAGACCGCCCUGGCGGCGCAGGAAGUCAAGGCAUUGGAAGAUCUGAAUUCGAGUUAUUACCGCGACGAAGAAGGACGACAUCUCGUGCCAUGGGAGUUGAGAGUCUUGGCUGUAAGAUUGCAGGGAAUGGGGUUCAACGACGCUCGAAGAGGUGUCAUGGGAUACUAUGAGCUCGCUCGCGAAGCACGCCUCACGCUCACCUCUCUCAAGAAAUCCCGCACCUUAACUUUAUCUCUGGAAGGAGAUGGUGAUGGAGAAGAGAAGGCGGAUGUGGAUGUGGAUGUGGAUGACAUUUUGGAGGCGGAGAUUAAGAAGUGGGAGACACGACUCCAGGAGCUGGGCAUCAAAGUCGCGAGCGCGUUGGUGGAGAUGGACGAUCUUGAGGGCGCGGCGAGGUUCUUAUCCACACUGUCACCCUCAUCCGACUCGGCAUCAUUGAGCUCGGCCUUGGAGAGCCAGAAAGCGUUGUUAUAUCUAUGCCUAGGCGACGUAGAAGCGGCACGCUCUUGCAUUUCUGUAAGGAAAGAAGAGAACGAAGCGAAAGUCAUCCUCGCCCUCGCACACAUGGCAGACUCAGAUUUCACCUCCGCGGUAACUAUUUGGAACAACCUCAUCUCCAGCCCGGAAUCGACUGAAUUACCAAUGUAUCGCCAAAACCUCGGUGUCUGCCUCCUCUACCUUGGUCGAAUGUCCGAAGCGCGCGAAAUCCUCGAAGCAUUAGUAGAAGAGAACUCCUCCUUCCACGCACUCACCUUCAACCUCUCAACCAUCUACGAGCUCUGCACCGAGCGCUCGCGGGCUUUGAAGAUCGGCCUCGCGGAGAAAAUCGCUGCGCUUCCGGAGAGAGGGGGCGAGAAGGCGAAUGGUGAUUUCAAGUUGUGA
Molecule: messenger RNA, 1482 nt
Organism: Hyaloscypha bicolor E
Lineage: Eukaryota; Fungi; Ascomycota; Leotiomycetes; Helotiales; Hyaloscyphaceae
Exons: 4
Coding region: 1-1482 (493 amino acids)
Cellular component (GO): Golgi apparatus; TRAPP complex
Molecular function (GO): protein binding
Source: RefSeq, a predicted model, not a curated record